UUUACUAAUCGGAGGGCAGCAGACGUCAUACAGUGACGCAAGCGGUAAAGUCACAACAAUGGACCAAAAAAUAAAGAAGUUUGAAUAUUGACAAGUGCUUCCACGCCUCACGAAGGGUCGAACACCGUUUGGCCUCAAGAUAAACACCUGCAUGUUACUACAUACACUGCCGUCACCGAAAACACACCAUGAUUCGCAUUGCAGCGUUGAAUGCUGCUUCGGCAACUGCCGACGAGUCUCUAGACCCAUUGCGUUCUAACAAAACGCAAACAAAGGAAGCUCAGGAAGCUGAGGCAUUUGCUUUGUACCACAAAGCAUUGGAUCUGCAAAAACAUGACAAGUUUGAGGAGUCUGCCAAGGCGUAUCAUGAACUCCUUAAAACUCCUUUACUCAAAGAGGCCAUGCCCUCCGAUGACCAGAGAGUGGGUCUUAAGCAUCCUGGCUUAAUGCUUAAAUAUUCUACAUUUAAAAACCUGGCCACAAUGUCUGCUUCACGUGAAGAUCUGGAAACAGCAAUGGAGUUUUACUUGGAGGCAGUGAUGUUAGAUUCCACCGACGUCAACAUGUGGUACAAGAUUGGCCAAGUAGCCAUGCGACUUGUGCGCAUUCCAUUGGCCCGACAUGCUUUUGAGGAGGGUUUACAUUGUAACCCUGACCACUGGCCCUGCCUGGACAACCUCAUAACUAUUCUUUACACACUCUGUGACUAUACAUAUUGUUUGCACUUCAUCAGCAAGGCCUUGGAAAAGGACUAUUGUUACACCAAAGGACUGGUGUUGAAGGAGAAGAUUUUUGAGGAACAGCCAUGUCUCAAGAGGGACACCAUGAAGAUGUUUAUGAAAUGCAAUGUGUCCAUUCACUAUGUGGAAGUGGAGGAGGAUGAACGCAAGUCGAUUGUGGAAGAGGCUCUCGAUUUAAGAAGACGGCGACAGGCACUCUCCCGAUGCGAACCCAAACCUGAUCUCAGCCUCAUACAGCCUAUUCAAAGUCUUUCGUGGAAGCAUGUGGGAGAGAGUCUGAUUGCUAUGUAUACACAUCAGACUACAUGCGAGCCGCCACUGAGUCUUGGGCGAAGGAUCGACUUGUCAGACUACCGUGACAUCAACUUUCCCCAAAACCUUCCUCAGCCAAGUAGUCCAGCGAGUAAUGUCCACACAACUGCACUGAGCAGCAGCCCAAGUUCGUCCCUGCCACCCACAACUAUUCCAGAGGCUGUCAUUUUAACCCAAACUAGUACGCAACCUCCCAUUACUAUCUCUGAGAUAACCGCAGUGCCCACACCACCACUUGCCACCUCAGCUGAUCUCUCCUUACAAGACAAAACCAAGAAGGCCCCAAAAAAGAAGCGCACGGUCGAAGAGAACGUUGAGACAGCAAAGCGGCGCUCGGCAAGAGUUCGAAACACAAAAUGCAAGAAAGAAGAGAAGAUUGAUUUUCAGGAACUUCUCUUCAAGUAUUUACCCUCAAGACUGAGAAAGUUUGAUCCUGAUGAAGAUGAUGAAAGUCUGAGUAAUCUUGAACCACUGUGUGAUGGAAAGGAGAAUGUAGAGUCACCAAAUGGGAGUUGCAUGCCAGACUCUGUGGAAUCCAUGGAAGCGGAACAACAAGAGGUCCACAAUUUCAUUCUCAGUAACCUGAAUAACGGUGGGAUUUUGGACCUGAUGAUGCGCUAUCUUAAAUCAGUGGGCCAAAGGUUUUUGAAAGACUGGCCUCGUGGACUGACAGCAGUGGUUCUGGAGGUGUAUCAGACUUGGCGGAAGCACAGCACUGGUCUUCCCAACCCUUUGUUCCGAGAGAGUAGCACUCAACACAUCAGGGAAAUUUUGGAAAUGAGCCUAGCCUGUAUGGAGCUACAGUUGGACCAGUGGCUCAGCAAAAAAGGGAAGAAUGUAUCGUCACGCAGAAACAGCCAUGGCCCUGAAGGUGACCAGUCUGAAUCUGACUGUCAGGGGCAGCAUUUUCAGGGUGAUUUGCUGCUGCUUGCAUUAGGUUCAUCCCAAAAUGAUCUGUUUGGAGAUGGAUGGUUGAAUUUCUCCAUCAGAACUUACUGGCUUAAAGCUCGGUUUUUGGCCCUGCAGGGUGAUAUGGAGUUGGCCCAGGAUAGCUAUGACGUUUGCACUGGGCUGUUGCAGAGCAAACCAAAAGACAGCGAAGGGAAACCGUACACACUGAGAAUGCCUAACCUGCGUCUAGAUUCAGCAAUUUCAGCUGAGGAGAUAGAGAAACGGCUGAAGUCUCUGGAGCGUUGCCAGACUUUGGAAGAGAUACAGCGUCUGUUUGAGUCAGCAGACUUUGAGUCUGUUGUGCGAUUGUUGCAGCCCACAUUUAAUUAUGGCAGCAGAAGUAAAUCACUGGAGUUUGUGAGCUCUGCACCAGAGCGUCCUGCUCAGCUAAUGUUGCUGCAGAACUCCCUGCUCAAACUGGAGGACUACCAUCAGUGUCUGGAAUCAAGUGAACUGGCUCUCAAUGAAGCGCUGCAGCAGCUCAACUCUGGUCUCACCAGCUCCUUCCCUGUAAAAGAGGAGUGGGUCAGCACCAUACGAAAGUUGCUUGACGGUAUUGAAGUCUGCUUCAGCAAGGAUGCAGAACUUCUUAAGAAUGUGCCCCAUGUGUCCACUCUGGCGCGCCUGGCUAAUAACCUUAUUCAGCUGAUCGACCUCAGUAUGUCGAUUUCUGAUGAUCCCAAAGAGCCGUAUUUCUUCUCUGUGCUGCCCUGGCUUAUACUGUAUCGUAUCAUCAAGCACGAGGAGGCUGGACUCGGCUGCAUGCUUCAGCAGCAAAUGUCAGUCGGGGAUGAUGAUGAUGACUCUGACUCGCCAAUGUUGCCGUACUCUCUGAAGCUCCUGAACACCGCCCAUGAAUAUCUAGGCCGUAGGUCCAUGUGCGUCCAUUCAAAUGGAGCUUUUCUCAAGUUCUUUGUCAAAGUUUUGGAAACGGAACUGGCUGAAGCAGCUAACAAUGACGCUCAUCCCUACAAAGAAGACCUGGACAUGGCCUUGGAGCAGUGCUUUUUCUGCCUUUACGCUUAUCCUAGUAAAAAGAGCAAGGCUCGCUUCCUCGAGGACCACUCGUCGCCUCAGGUUGAGUUGCUGUGGAGCGACGCCCUUUUUAUGUUCCAUCACUUCAAACCAAAGACACUGCCUGAGUUUGACAGUUACAAAACCAGCACAGUGUCUGCCGACUUGGCCAAUCUACUCAGGCGAUUUACAAGCAUGGCUCCCACGAGUGAUUUCCCCUCCCUCACCAUGGAAGAAGUAGCAGACUACAUUGAGGGUUUGACGGAGAAGGUGCCGAGCCUUCCUGAGGGUUCUCCUCCAGCACCCCCUAUCAUUAACGAAGUCUACUACUUGUUGGCAGACUACCAUUUUAAGAACAAAGAGCAGUCCAAAGCCAUCAAGUUUUACAUGCAUGACAUCUGUGUGUGUCCCAACAGGUUUGAUUCCUGGGCUGGAAUGGCUUUAGCCAGAGCGAGUCGGAUCCAGGAGAAGCUGAACUCCAAUGAGCUGAAAAGUGACGUUCCUAUUUGGAAACACUCGCAAGCUGUGCUUAAUUGCUUCAAAAGGGCACUGGAGAUAGACAGCUCUAACCUGUCUCUCUGGAUCGAGUAUGGAACCAUAUCAUAUGCCCUGCACUCGUUUGCUUCACGGCAACUCAAACAGUGGAGUAACGAGCUUCCGCCGGAGGUGGUUAAACAGAUGGAAGAAAGGAGAGACUCCAUGUUGGAAACAGCAUUCCAGUGUUUUCAGGGGGCAUCACGUUGUGAAGGCGACAGUGAUGAAGAAGAGUGGCUCAUUCAUUAUAUGUUGGGCAAGAUUGCCGAGAAACGGAGACACUCUCCAAUGGAAUAUUUGCAGCUUUACAAAAAGGCAGCCAAUUAUCUGCAUGAGGAAGCUGCUAGGUAUCCACGGAAAAUCCACUACCACAACCCUCCUGACCUGGCAAUGGAAGCCUUAGAGUUGCAUUUCCGUUUGAGUGCAACUGUUUUGAAGCUACUUGAAGCGCAUGAGGCAGAUCUGAAACACGAGGAGUUGUUCAGUUUGCUGGUGGAGGCCGCCACAGGACCAUUUGCAAGAGGGGAGGAAAAGAGCAUGCCGAGCAUGCCCAGGUCUAGUGAAAAAGAAAAAUCCACCUUGGUGAUGGAUGAAGACUUUAAUAGCUGCUCUAUUGGCAUAAGCAACGUUCACGGCGCGUCUCUCCCGUCAGUGGCCACUCCAGGUCUGACAUCUCCUCCUUAUGUGGCCACGCCGUUUGACCACGAUUACGCCAAACGCAAAACACUUCGACGGCAGCAGUGGCAGCAGCGGCAUGAGGAACAGCAGGCCGAUGCCUCCCCAGUGUUUGACCAUGAUUACUGCUUGUCCAGGUCUGCAAUGAGGCUGGCUUCCCUAAAUGACCAAAGUCAGGACAGCGAGGUGGUGAUGCUGUCCGACUCCAACUCGACUCAAGAUGCCUUUACUGACCCCACAAGUUCACAAGACAGUAUCCUCAAACCAACUUCUGUAAAGUGUAGCUCAUCAUCAGAGAGCACAACUCCUGUGAAGGAAGGCCAAAUUCUGUCUGAGGAAACAAGCAUUAUAGUAUUAUGUGGUGGAGAACAGACUGAAGUCCCGAUAGAAGAGAAGAUUAUCCAGGAAGUUGUGGAUAACAUUGUGUUGAUACCUCCGGAGACUCCCAAACUAUCAGCAGAAACCGUUCCAGUGUCCAUUUCCACCACACCAAUAAAGACAUGUCCUUCUCAACAAGCUGCUCCUCAAACCCCAGUUAGUGAAAGCAAGAAGAAGCAAGAGCCCCCAGUCGAGUUGAUGGAGGUUCCCAAGGCCUUGCCUCCCGAGGAGGCGGACCAGAGGAGAAUGCUGGUGGAGCUGUGUGUCCGUGGGCUUUUCCUCUGCCUCAGUCGUUUCCCUCAGCACUACAAGAGUCUGUACCGCCUGGCUUUUUUCUACUCCAGCAGCAAAACGCACCAGAACCUACAGUGGGCACGAGAUGUGUUGCUAGGAAGUGGUGUCCCAUGGCAACAGCUGAAGCACAUGCCAGCACAAGGACUUUUCUGUGAGAGAAACAAGACCAACCUGUUCAAUGGCAUCUGGCGUAUUCCAGUGGAUGAAAUCGAUCGCCCGGGAAGUUUUGCCUCUCAUAUGAACAGAUCCAUUGUCCUCUUGCUUGAUGUCCUGUCGCAGCUAAAGGAUCAAGAUACUCUCCUCAAAGUCUCUUUUAUGCUGCAGAGAACCCCAGACCAGGGAAAGAAGUAUUUACGUGAUGUUGAUCGUCAGGUUUUGGCCAAAAGAGCAUUUUUUUUAGCUGUUAAAGUCCUGGAGGACAAUCUGAAUAGUCUCACAGGGGUAUCUGAGCUGCUUUCCAAAACGCCUGUCACCUCCAUGGGGGAGAUGACUACAACAGACACUUCAAAGAGACCGAGUUCAGAGGACAGCAAGCAUGUACCGGCCAAAAAGCCCGGGCUCACAGAAGGAGUUGGUGCUGCCGACCACAGACCCAGUGAUUCCCCUCAAACCCAAACACCACUAUCGACUGAUAAAGCAGCUAAAGUUCUGGAGAUUUCCCCUGGGAAGGUGGAUGUCAUAAGGAGUGAGGGACACAGAAUAAUAACAGAUGAACCGAUGGACCUGGAUUCAGGACUCUGGAGGAAGUCGAUGCCAAUAUUAGAUUCUCAGGGUAAUGAAACACGGACCGAGACCUCUGUAAGUUCUAAGGAGCAGCAGAGAGCUACAGACAGCAGUCGGACACCAGAGCUCUCUCUGGAGGAGCUCAGCAUUAGUUCCCGGCAGCAGCAGCUUCAAGCAUCAGCAGCCAAGGUCACUAUGUCAUCCGGCAGCACAGAUCAAGGUUUACAACGACGGCCCAACAGGAAAAGGAAGCUCAUCGAGGAUGUGGAGUCAGGAAAAACCCUCCUGCUUGAUGCCUACCGAGUGUGGCAGCAAGGACAGAAAGUGAUGACGUACGACCUGGGGCGCAUCGAAAAGAUCAUGUCAGAGACUUACAUGCUCAUAAAACAGGUUGAUGAGGAUGUCGCUCUGGACCAAGCUUUAAAGUUCUGCCAGAUUCAGUCGGCUUCAUCCCAGCGACAGUCUGCCGGCGACACUCCAACAACGCCCAAAUACAGCAAGGACCACCGAGACGGCUUCUUCCCAACACCUAUCCUGGUCGGCCACCCGCUGCCUGCCCAGGAUGCUCAAACCAAAGUGGUGUACGAGCCCCUGAGCAAGGUGCCGAGACCUCAAGCAUCGAGCUUCCACGAACAGCCACAGCACAAGAGGGCGCCGAGCUUCCCUGCCGCCAUGCCCUUCAUGCCACACUCAGUGUCCACGCCGGAGCAGUCGGAGGGGCUCCUGUACCGACAGCAGGAGUCGCACCUGUGUCAGCAGAUGAAACUGGCUUCUGUGUCUCAAGGUCAGGAGUCGACGGCGGCCCCCUGGUUCGUGGAGGAAGCCGCCACAUGUAGCACCGCGCCCUCCUGUCCAGACCAGCAGUCGCUCAGCGAGCAGUCAAAGCUUUCUGAUCCAAACCGAAUCCGCUCCCGCGUCCCUCCAACCAUGCCAAAGCUCUUCAUCCCCUCGGCCGCCACCAAGUUCCCGCCCGAGAUCACCGUCACGCCCCCCACCCCCACCCUGCUCUCUCCCAAAGGCAGCAUCUCUGAGGAAACCAAGCAGCGACUGAAGAAGGUCAUCCUGUCGUCUCAGUCUGCAGCCACGGUGAAGAAGGACACGCUGAGCCAGCCGUCCCUGGAGGUGCAGGAGACGUCCAGCCAGGAGUCGUCUCUGGAGAGCGAGUCGGACGAGGAGGAGGACGACGACAUGGACGUGUGACGCUCUUCAUCUCUACAUCUGUUUUGAACAGGAGGGUGACUGAACCAGAGAGGUGUCUCUCAGGCCGCAGGGCUGACACCAACACUGAUCCUCAAGUAAGUUCACCAGUCGCAAGACGAAGACGCUGCUUGGGGUGAGGAGAACACCAGUCCCACGGAUGUGCCGGGACAGUCAUUGAUGAAAGAAGGUGCUUCAGAUUGAAACUCACUCCUGUUCAGACUUUUGCUGUGACUCAGAGGAAACCAAAUCUAAUGAAUAGAUGUAGAUGUGUUUAGAGCUGAAAUGUUCCACUCAUUUAGUCUCAUGGGCGUUUUGGUGAUGACAAACGAUACGAACGUUCCGAUUCACCACCAUCCGCUCAUGUUUGUUUGUCUUGCAUCAGUCUGCAUCACUGAUCCUCAAGUAAGUUCACCAGUCGCAAGACGAAGAGACACACACACACACACCAGCCACCUGUAUAGGAAGACACAGAGCAGGAUGUACUUCCUGAGGAGACUGCGGUCCUUCAACAUCUGCAGUAAACUGCUGCAGAUGUUCUACCAGUCUGUGGUUUCCAGCGUCCUUUUCUACACCGUGGUGUGCUGGGGGGGCAGCAUAUCCAAGAAGGACACUUCCAGACUGGACAAACUGAUCAGGCGGGCCGGCUCUGUGGUCGGCAUGAAGCUGGACUCUCUGGUGACCGUGGCAGAGUUGAGGACUCUGGACAAACUGCUGGAUAUUAUGGACAACACCAGCCACCCUCUGCACACCGUCCUCAGCAACCAGAGGAGCUUGUUCAGUGAAAGGCUGCUGCUCCCCAAGUGUCGGACCAACAGACUUAAGAACUCCUUUGUACACCACGCCAUCGUACUCUACAACUCCUCACUUGGGGGGAGGAAGUAGUAGGGUACACCACGCUUUACCACAUAGAAAUGGACACCUGCUCUUACAAUGUGCAAUACCCAUCUCAAUGUGCAAUAACCAUCCCUACGGUGCAAUAACCCUUUUUAACCUAGUUUAAUUUUUAACUUUUUUAUUUUUUAUUUUAUUUUAUUUUAUUUUAUUUUAUUUUAUUUUUUUAUUAUAUAUAUAUACUUUUUUUAAUCUUAUUUUAUUUUCAAUUGUAUUUUUACUUCCAGGUUAUUAGUAUUAUUAUUUUUAUUUCAUUUGUAUUUUCUUUCUUAUUCUCUGUGUGAUGCUCUUCCUAACUGCAUGCCCUUUCUUGCCUCUAUUGUUACUG
Synchiropus splendidus (mandarinfish) is the source of this 8040-nucleotide messenger RNA. It is a transcript of the gene cabin1, whose product is annotated as calcineurin binding protein 1. The transcript has 40 exons. Gene Ontology annotation, biological process: chromatin organization. NCBI's taxonomy places the organism in Eukaryota, Metazoa, Chordata, Actinopteri, Syngnathiformes, Callionymidae. Gene Ontology annotation, molecular function: protein binding; nucleosome binding. The record is from RefSeq and is a predicted model, not a curated record. Bases 189 to 6821 code for a protein of 2210 amino acids. Gene Ontology annotation, cellular component: nucleus.